Molecule: messenger RNA, 4143 nt
Organism: Passer montanus (Eurasian tree sparrow)
Lineage: Eukaryota; Metazoa; Chordata; Aves; Passeriformes; Passeridae
Gene: RHOH
Product: ras homolog family member H
Exons: 3
Coding region: 688-1263 (191 amino acids)
Biological process (GO): small GTPase-mediated signal transduction
Molecular function (GO): GTPase activity; GTP binding
Source: RefSeq, a predicted model, not a curated record
ACAAACCCACAGAGGCAGAGCUGUGAAGCUCUCCCCAGAAAGCUGACUUACGCUAAACCUCUCCACCGCUUCUCGUCACACCGCGUCUGGGUCUGCUGUGACUGCUGCCUCCAGAUGAACUAGACCCAGUUGCCAGGACUGCUUUGGCCUGUAUGUGCAGCUGUCUCUGGUUACCUUUACAGCUUUUGGAUUUUUUGUGUUCUCAAUUAUAUAAUUGUUCUAAUGUGCUGAAAAAGAAGUCUAUCUGAAAAAGCCAGGAACACAGAACACAGCUCUUCUUUUUUUCUUCCUUUGUCUUGUCUAGGAUAAUUGACUUCUUUAGCAUUUAUUUUCAACAGCCUGUUUCAGCUUCCUGCCUCUGCUGUGUUUCCACCUUUGGAUGGGGCAGGAGUUGAGCUGUGGCAUCUGGCAGAAGCCAGCUUUAACGUGGGAUUUAUCCUGAAUAAAAUACUUGCAGAAGAAAAAGAAACGUCAUUUGACUCAUUGAAGAUUUAAAACCAACAGAGCCAUGUGGGAGAAAAUGAAAUUUUAGUCUCAGUGGCGGAAUCAAGUCAUAAGAAGUAAAGAGAUUUGGAUGGUUUCUCACUAAAUGGAAAUUAUAUAGAAAGCCUCUAAGACCACUGCAUCUCUCCACCCCCCCACUCCUGCUGCACCGAGACUGCACUCUUGGCCUUGGACGUUAUUAAAAUGCUGGAUUCAGUCAAGUGUGUUCUGGUGGGAGACUCUGCAGUUGGGAAAACAUCUCUCCUGGUACGUUUCACCUCUGAGACUUUUCCAGAUGACUACAGACCCACCGUCUAUGAAAAUACCGGAGUGGAUGUCUUCAUGGAUGGCGUACAGAUCAGCUUAGGUCUUUGGGACACAUCUGGAAGUGAUGCCUUUAAAGGCAUUCGCCCCCUCUCCUACCAACAGGCAGAUGUGGUAUUAAUGUGCUACUCGGUAGCAAACCAUAAUUCCUUUCUGAACCUGAGGAACAAAUGGAUCAGCGAGAUCCGCAGCCAUUUGCCCCGCAUCCCCGUUUUGGUGGUGGCCACUCAGACUGACCAGCGUGACAUGGGUCCCUACAGCUCCUCCUGCAUCAGCCCUAUAGAUGGCAAGCGGCUCGCCCAGGAUGUGCGAGCCAAGGGCUAUUUGGAGUGCUCUGCCCUCAGCAACAGGGGAGUGCAGCAGGUGUUUGAGUGCGCUGUGCGGACAGCGGUCAAUCAAGCCAAAAGGCAGAACAGGCGGAAGCUCUUCUCCAUUAAUGAGUGCAAGAUCUUUUGAGGACUGUUAGCAGUGGUUUUGCUCACAUUUGUUCUGUCUGUUUUCUCACAAAGAUGCUGCAGCAGAGAGAAUGGGAGAUGAAUCAACGGAGGGCUCCUGGCAGGACCACAGUGCAGGUGCCUCUUGUGGGACAGGUGUGCUCUUUAUCUGAGCUUCUUCCCUCCAAAACACGUGUGCUAUCUUGAAAAAUGAAAGGUGCAUACCCUUAUUCACAAGCCUGUGUUUGGACUUUGCAAGCCUGAGCUGUAGCAGGCCUAGACUGCAGAUGUGCAGAUAACAGCAGUACUGAAUUUGGUUUUGUUUCUGUCAAUGCUCCUCAGUUGUUGGUUUGUCUGCAUCUGCAUUUAUUUAAUGACAAAAUUCUGCCUGGAUCAGCCCCCACCUCUGUCCUUGUGGAUAUUUUUUUUUUUACUUAAGAAUGUAGUAUAUAGAACCUGACCAAUGUGUAUUUUAUUUAGAGGACUCUUGGAUAUAUUGUUGAAAAUCACAAAAGUUUGUUUUAAUAUUUUGGAGGUUGUCCCUUUAGCUAAUCACAGAAAUGAACUGUCCUAUCCAUGUAAUAAAUGGUCUGCAGGCAAGCCUUAGACAUGCCUGAGUCAUUGCAUAACAGUCAUCAGCAUGUCCAGCGUAGGCGUAAUCAAAACUUAGUGACAUUUGACAGCUGUCUCCUGCAGUUUUGUGAGAUUUGUUACCUUAAUAUUGUUCCUCAACGAUGUGGUCAAAGGUGGAAAACUAAUUUGAUUCUUCCUAGCCUUCACUGUCUUACAACCUCAGGGCUUGCAGACAGGGUUGGUUUAGACAUAUGCUUGGGCUGACAGGGAUGAAUCUGUGCUACCAUCACCUCUGUUGUCCCUGCUGUAAUUCUGGAGGCAAAAGAUUUCAGUCUCCAGAGAUGGAAGAUAUUUUUUCAUGAGCACUUACAUUCUCAUAUAUUUUUAGUACACUUUGUUUCAAAGCAGUGGUUUUAGUGGACCCAGUCACCUACAUUAGUAAAAGGUUGAGUAUGUAGCAAGGUUGAAUGGAUGCCUUUAGAAUGGCUUUUUUUUGAGUUUGCGUGCGAAGUAUAAUUGCCUAGGUCGUGUCCAAGUAAGACUGAAACAGGCAUUGCAUCCUGGGGAGCCUAUCAAGUCUAGGAGCCAAAUCCUGAUGUAUGUACUGGGGCCAAGUUACCCUCCUGCACAGAAAGGCUGGCUAAGGGAAUGGAAACUUCAGGCAUGUAAGAGAACUCUGCUAGAAGAUGAAGUGUGUUCAAGCCACAGUGGUGUACAUUCCUUGUAAAUUGUGGCAGUCCCCUCCUCCUCAUAUUAUCUGUCCUCUCUGUCCUGCAUCCCUCUCAGGUCUUGCAGAUCUGACUCAUCCCAAGAGAAUUUCUUAGUGCAGCAAGAUUUUCUUUGUCCCUUUUCCUGUCCUUCAGCUAGCUAGGAACUAACCUGUGAGGGACUUAUAGCAUGGUGCCAUAAAAGGUGGCACAUAGCACAGUGGGAUUAUCUCACCUGUGCUGUAGGUGAGCAAGGAUUUGCUCUGUGGGCAGUUUGAUUAGCAGUGGGACACAGAACACCUGGUGUUGUGAUUGUCCCACCAGCUUCUCGACUGUUGAAUAUUUACUGCUCAUCAACCUGAUUGUAAGGGAGACUUCUGAACAUAAAAACAUUCUGGUCUCAUCUGAGGUUUUUAUAUCAGCCUGAAAUCUUUACAAACUUCUGCCCCUGAGCACCCAAGACAGAGACUUCUGUUACCACCCAUCUUCCCUGAAUUCUUCUAUUUCCUACUUCUUUCUUCUCAAGUGUUGAUUUGUUACUGAAACACUAAAACUGACAUAUUUGUAAAAGAAUCUGAAUGGCAUUGUACUUGUGUAGAGUUAUGCAAGUGCCCAAGUAUUUGCAGUCCUCAGUUAAAAAUCUUUUGGCUUUUGGGAGAAAUAUUCUUCUACAUGUCAACUCUUGCAACACCUCUCCACUGGAAGUCUUAGGUUUUGUAACUCUAAUUUAAAAGUAGCCAUUGUUACAUUGUUACAAAAGUAGCCAUUGUUGUUUGAACAUUAAAGGUUGCAUGAAAAAUGUCGUGUUAUGAAUUUUCAAAUCUGUUACAACUGGGGACAUUUUUGUUAUGUUCCCUACUCCACUAAUGGAUUUAAUACCUAGUUUCGACUAUUUUUACGACAUAUUUUUUCCAGAUGCUCUAUUCAAUUGUCUUUUCUUUUUUUCCUGAAUGGGUUAAAGUCUGUUUACAACAGUUCAUGCAGUUUUUAUAUGCUGAAGAGCAGUAAUCACCAGUUGAGAAUGCUGUGUUGUGUUAUCUACUGCAAAGUCCCACAUUCGGGCACCAAAAGGCUCCACAGAAUUGUUAGCACAGACAAAGCCAGACAAAGUUGUAACUGAAGAUCUCAUCUCAUCUCAUCUAUAUUAGCUUCACAAAACUUGUUAUGGUGUGUUACAAAAUUAAGAAAUCUAUGUCUGUUGCAAUUCAGUGAAGCCAGGUGGAUAGGCUUCCUUAAGAUGCCUGGACUGACUGUACAGGAUACACAGGAAAUUUAGGGAUGGCUUGAUAUACUCUUGAUUGUGCAUUUUAGAGCCAGUGCAAAGUGUGAGGCCACUGGAAGCCAGCUGAAUUUUAAAAUCAAUUUGGAAAGAGUAUAUAAAGUAAUGGGGGUUUUGGUUUUGUGCUCUGUGAAAAAAAAAACAGUUCAAAUUUUCACAGCCUGGUUAUUUUCAGACUCUCAAAGCUAAAAGGCACUUUUCACUGGGAGCAAACUGUGAAGCACAUAUAUUUUAGUGCCUGUAAUUAUGUGGUUUUCCCUGAGCUAUAGAACCGAUGUGCUCAAAAAGUGUGGCAGCCCCAAAACAGAGGCUGAAAUCUAGACACAGCAGAACUCAGCCGAAG